Dothidotthia symphoricarpi CBS 119687 is the source of this 1524-nucleotide messenger RNA. RefSeq names its product MFS general substrate transporter. Bases 1 to 1524 code for a protein of 507 amino acids. The record is from RefSeq and is a predicted model, not a curated record. NCBI's taxonomy places the organism in Eukaryota, Fungi, Ascomycota, Dothideomycetes, Pleosporales, Dothidotthiaceae. Gene Ontology annotation, molecular function: transmembrane transporter activity. Gene Ontology annotation, cellular component: membrane. Gene Ontology annotation, biological process: transmembrane transport. The transcript is spliced from 2 exons.
AUGGACGAACUCGCGCACACACAAGCCAAGCACAACAUGCUCAAGAACGCCGCGCAGAGCGAGCAAGAAGUCACAGACGCCGGCCCAUCUGGAUCGGGCGCGCAAGAAAGAGUAGCAGACGAAGAGCCCCGUGAACCAGAGACGGGACGCAGACGACGACGCAAAAAAACAUAUAGCCACGCGCACUUCAAAGUGUACAAAAGACGAUGGUUCGGCCUAGCGCAGCUCGUCCUUCUGAAUGUCGUCGUGAGCUGGGACUGGCUGACGUUUGCGCCCGUGUCGACGCGCUCGGCGGCGUACUUUGGCGUCUCCGAGACGGCGAUAAAUUGGCUGUCUACUGCUUUUAUGUUCGCGUUUGUUCCCGCAUGUCCGUUCGUUGUGUAUUUGCUGCAUCGUAGUCCGAAGGAGAGCAUUCUGUGUGCGUCGGUGCUGCUGCUAAUAGGGAAUUGGAUCCGGUAUGCAGGAACAAGGGCGAAUACCUUCGGCGUCGUCAUGUUCGGGCAGAUAUUGACGGGGCUGUCUCAGCCGUUUGUGCUCGCGGCGCCGACGCGGUACAGUGACAUGUGGUUUACAGAGCGGGGGCGUGUCGGCGCAACCGCGCUGGCGAGUUUGGCAAAUCCAUUUGGGGGCGCUCUCGCUCAACUCGUAAACCCCUUCUUCGGCUCCAUCCCACAGACCGUCCUCAUAAUCUCCAUAAUCGCAACCGUGGCCUGCAUCCCCUCGCUCUUCAUCCCCGCCUCGCCCCCCACACCCCCAACAGCCUCCUCCUCACUCUCGCGAACCCCCCUCCUCGUCUCACUAAACCACAUGCUGCGCUCCCCACCCUUCUACAUCCUCCUCCUCACCUUCUCCAUCUACGUCGGCUUCUUCAACGCCUUCUCCUCGCUGCUAAACCAGAUCCUAUACCCAUACGCCUUCUCCGAAGACGAAGCCGGAAUCUGCGGCGCGAUUCUAAUCGUCGUCGGCCUCGUCGUAGCUGCCAUCACAAGUCCGGUUCUGGAUCGCACGCACGCCUACCUCCGCGGCAUCAAGCUUCUGUGUCCGCUCAUCGCCGUGGCGUAUCUGGCCAUGGUGUGGGCGCCGCAGACACGCAGUAUCGUCGCGCCGUACAUCAUCGCUGCGUUGCUGGGCGCGGCGUCGUUCAGCCUGCUGCCCGUUGCGCUGGAGUAUCUGGUGGAGAUUACGUAUCCGGCGAGUCCGGAGGUGAGCUCGACGAUGUGCUGGGCUGGGGGGCAGACGCUGGGCGCUGUGUUUGUGGUUGUUAUGAAUGCGUUGAAGGAUGGGCGGCCGGUGGAUUUGGAGCAGGUGCAGAGCAUUGGGAGUGAAGGGGAGAGACCGCCUGGUAACAUGUUCAAUGCGUUGGUUUUUCAGGCUGUUGUUGCGCUGGCCGUGUUGCCUUUGCCGCUGAUGCUUGGGAUUAAGAGGCUGGGCUUGGCUGGGGGGGAGGGGCGGUUGAGGGUUGAUGAGCAUAGGGAGGGGAGUGUUGGUGGGGAGUCGGAAGGCGGGGUUGGGCAUGAGCAAUGA